Messenger RNA from Lactuca virosa, 615 nucleotides. The record is from the annotation of a GenBank genome assembly. NCBI's taxonomy places the organism in Eukaryota, Viridiplantae, Streptophyta, Magnoliopsida, Asterales, Asteraceae.
AUGACAAACCCCCCCCCCCCACCUGUUUCCAAACCCUUCUUCUCUCUCCAACGAAGGACAUCACCGGCGACACACCUACGGCCAGUCACCGGAGCUUUGUUUGCAUCGGAAAAUAUAUCUACUAUUCCAAAAAGUCUUUCAAUCGUGGAUCCUAGUCUCAAGAAUAAAUGGAAACAAUGGAUGCACCCGAAGUGGUUAUCAUGCACUGGUCUUGUUCAAAGCUCACAGUAUCAUCAGCAGUUCCUGAUGCUACUCUCCUUGAAAUUUUACUUGAUAAGAAGCAUUUCUUAUGCUGCAGUUGUUGCUCAUGCAGAUCAGACUAGCAGGAGGAAAUUAGCUGGUAUGCUUGUUGAACAUGAACCUCUCUCCUCAAAGCAGGUUCCUCUGUUACUAGGCAUUAGGGAAGAAGAUACAGCCCUGACUAAGGCAAUUGAAAGUGGUGAUACUGAUCUUGUUUAUCUUGUUCUCUUUCAUAUAUGGCAGAAGCAUGUUGCCUACUUGUUGUGGAAAGAAUCAUGGGAAUUAGCAAAGAAUCCAAUGGCAACUAGAGGAUCUCCACUUCAUACUCCACGUAUAAAACUCAUUGAAAAAGCUCAAAAUCUUUUUGCUAGCUGA